CGACAUUCUUCACCCGCAACAACAAGCAAGCAAAGCAACAACAUGCGGCUCACAUCAGCGGCGGCAGUUGUAGUGGUGGCAGUGGCCUGCUGCUGCGUGUCGACGACACACGCUGACAUCACGGAGGAAUACAAGCGCGCUGCGCUUGCCUUUCAACAAGGUCGCCUGGGCGAAGCUGAAGCCAUCUUCGAACAGCUCUCGCAACUGUUUCCGGACGUGUCGGCACCAUUUGUCAACCUUGCUGUCGUCAACGAGAAGAAGGGCAACGUGCUGAAGGCCUAUCGGCUCUUUGUGCAAGCGCGCAACAACUUCCCUGAUGAUUAUGAAGUGGCCAUUUCCACUUGCCGCUUUGGCGCCAACCUGCUCAACACGAAGUUGGCUGUGAGCCCCAAAAUGGACUCUGACGUGUUCUUGGAGGCAUGCAAAGACGCAGAAAGGCUUCGGCCCAACGAGCUCGAGGCAACCAGCAUGCUCGGCAACAUUUACGUUCUACUCAUGCGCUUCCAUGAGGCCAUCCCCAUCCUCAUGCGAGCGGAAAAGAUUGCACGCAACGACGAGGCCUCACACGUUCAAGUGCUGACGAACAUUGCACUUGCGAAUCUUCGUGGUGGGAUUGUGUCUGGCGCCGUUGACGCCGUGGAAACGCUUCUCACGCGAUACGGCCAUCUCCCAGGCAUCUCCUCCACAGCCGGUGGCGUGCGAAGCAUUCUUCUUCCUUACGAUGAAGAGUCGGUUCGUCUGCUCACCACGUCGCUUGUCGAGUUUGCGUCGACAGUGGACGUGUCUGAUGAGACGUGCCAGAAGGGACGCUGGUCCAUGGAUAUGGACUGGACAAAGGGGAAGAAGCAUGUCAAGAAGACGCUCCUGAACCGAGACACCGCCGGCAGCAAGUAUUCGUCAUCAGAGGAGGCACAUCUCGUGGGCAGCGCCCGCAACGAACUCAAGCCGUACUACACAUCGUACCUGGAGAGGUCCAUCUACUUCCUCGCCAUCUCCAAGGCUGUCCUGUGGAAGAGUGGGGCGCAGCUCUCCACGCCGUGUGUCUUCCACACCGCUGCACAGCUCUGGAAUGCAGAGUUUACCCAGGCCGUCUCCGACGCACAGUACAUUCAAACCAAGCACAUCAAGCACCGCGUGGCUUCAACCCUUCCACUCAAGAACAUGCGCAACUACUACCACUGGAUGCUUGAGGGCAUGGUGCGUUUGGUGUACAUUCAAGAACUUGUUUUGGACAAGCCUAGCUUUGACGACGUGAAGAUUCUUGUGCCGGACACGCACACCGCACACGUUGCACAGUCCCUUGAGCUGCUGCACAUCCCCAAGAACCGCAUCUUGUCUUAUUCUGCCACGGACAGUCAGCGCUGGGUCUUUGAUCAAGACUUUCUCCUCAUCGACUGGAUGCAACCAAAGGUUGAUUCAAUUGGCUCGCUGUCCAAGGACGUGUGGUCUCCGUUUUAUCCGCCGCGCGAGGGCAUCUUGAAACUCCGCGAACGUCUUCGUGGCGCUCUGAUGGAGUUUGAUCCAGACUACGACCAGAAGUCGUCGGGCGUUGUGUUCAUCUCGCGCGACAAAACAAAAGCUGUCCGCUCCAUCACAAACCAGGACAAGCUCAUUGCUGCGCUUGCGGAAGCGUUUGGGGCGGAUCGCGUCACCAUCCACCACGGGACAGAGCCGCUGCACGAGCAGCUGGCCAUGUUUGCAACGGCAGACUUGAUCCUCGGCUCACACGGCGCAGGCCUGAGCAACGUGGUGGUGGCCAAGCCAAACACGCCCGUUGUCUUCUUCCCGCUCAAGCCGCACGUUGACCGCACGUUUGGGCACCUCUGCACCGCCCUCAACCUCCCGCAGUGGGUGUUGUCAGACGUGUCCUCGUACUACUACGGCAACUUUGGCGACCUGUCCACUUUGCAGAUCAAGGCCAUCGUGCGCACUGCCAAGAAGGCGUACGCACAUGUACACGAGACUGAGCGCACCGGUGCUGCUGGCGAUGAUGAUGAUGAUGAUGAUGGCAAUGACGGCGACGCGUUGAACGUUGAUGACUUUGCUGCGGAUGAGAGCUCGGCCGCACUGAACGAGCACGCGUCCUCACCAAGCGCACCAGCUUCUUCAUCGGCCACGACCAAGAAGAAGAGGAGGAAGAGACAGGACAGCGACGAGGCGAAGACGGCCACGAAAGCGCGCCGCUCGCGUCGCCAGCGCCGCAGGAGGAAGGCAGCGCCCACACGCACGGAGCUGUAGUGCAGUGUUGAGUUCAGCAUGACCCGCGCCCGUGUUGUUUUUGCAUUUGCACGCACAUGCUUGCUUGUAGGCAACUUUUCAGCCACCUCCAGUUCGACCUUGUUCCCCCUCGUGACUUUUUCAUCACGCAACACUUCAACACCACCACCGUCAACACACAACACUUCCACCAACACCACCACCACCACCACAACCCCACCUUUUCAAUUCCUCUCUCAUCAGCUCCACUUGCGUUUUGGUCCUCGAUUUUCUUCUGGACAUGCAUGCAUGCAUGCGAUGCGAGUUGUGUUCGUCUUGCUGACUUUUGCAUGAUGAUGUUGAUGGAAAGAGAAACCAAAACCAAUUCAAAUCCUUCACACGCA
Molecule: messenger RNA, 2600 nt
Organism: Salpingoeca rosetta
Lineage: Eukaryota; Choanoflagellata; Craspedida; Salpingoecidae
Exons: 16
Coding region: 43-2238 (731 amino acids)
Molecular function (GO): glycosyltransferase activity; protein binding
Source: RefSeq, a predicted model, not a curated record